Messenger RNA from Balearica regulorum gibbericeps (East African grey crowned-crane), 1257 nucleotides. It is a transcript of the gene FETUB, whose product is annotated as fetuin B. Gene Ontology annotation, biological process: negative regulation of endopeptidase activity; binding of sperm to zona pellucida. Gene Ontology annotation, molecular function: cysteine-type endopeptidase inhibitor activity; metalloendopeptidase inhibitor activity. NCBI's taxonomy places the organism in Eukaryota, Metazoa, Chordata, Aves, Gruiformes, Gruidae. The record is from RefSeq and is a predicted model, not a curated record. Gene Ontology annotation, cellular component: extracellular region.
UACUGCCUUACCAUUCUGAUCUGCUGCACUUUUUUUCGAAGCAGAAUGGUUUUACUUGUUUCAGUGCUCUUUGGCAUACAGGCGCUUUGCUCCUGGGCUGCCUCUCCUCCUGCCAGAGAAGCGACGACUGCAUUGCUUUCCCCAACCUGUGAUGACACUGCAGUAGAGGAGGCUGCAGAUCUGGCUCUUCGCCAGAUCAAUGCUGACCGAAAAGAGGGCUACAUACUCAGUCUCUACCGAAUUUUCAGUGUCCGAGAAUAUCCUCAGGAGAUCACUGGUUCUGUUUUCUAUCUCAUCUUGGAUGUAGUAGAUACUGAAUGCCAUGUACUCAGCAAAAAGUUGUGGAAGAACUGUACAGCCAGACUUGCUCAUGAAACUGUUUAUGGUCAAUGCAAAGCAAUUAUCUACAUUAAUCAGGCAAGAAAUAUUGCUCAUCUGAACACUUAUGAGUGCAUUUUACAACCAGUUCCACCCAGAUACAUUUGGUCAGUAUGUCCUGACUGCCCAGUUGAUGACUGUCCAACUGAGCCCAAAUAUUUGGAGGCUGCUGUUCAAAGCCUUGCCAAGUUCAAUGAAAAGAGCGAACAACCUCAUUAUUUCUCUGUCCUCAAUGUCACAAGAGCUUCAAUGCAGUGGGUUGUUGGUCCUGCACAUUUUGUAGAGUUUUUAAUUCAGGAGACAUCCUGCUCCAAAAAUGACACGAUUGCUGACAUCUCCAAGUGCAAGCCACUUCCACUGGAACUAGCUCGAAUAGGUUUCUGCAAAGGCUCUGUAGUAACCAGCCACGUGGAACUUAAACAAUUUAUCACAAUAUCCUGUGAACUCUACGGUCUGCAGGAUCCUGCCACUGAAGAGGAGAAACAGCAACCUAAUAAGACACCUGGGAAAUCCAACCAGAAUGAUCAACAAGCUUUCCCUUCAGAAACCAAUCGUUUCUCCCCACACCUAGAAAAAACAGUGGGCUGGGUUAAAAUUCUGCCCCCUUCAACUGAGGACAUCUCUUUCCAAAACCCAUUAGAAAGUCAAAAUGAACAUAAAGAUGGAAAGACAGUUCCACCUGAGAUGGUAGGAUCUAUGCCCAGUCUUGAUGGAGCAAAAACUCAAGCAGACAAACCAGACUUGACCAAACCAGUCACUGGACCAGUUAUUCUCCCUUUCCCUGAAGAACUUUCUCUAUCAGACUCAUGCCCAGGAGAAGCAAAGAAGACAGAUUCCAUCCUCCAGCCUUUGCUGCCCAAAAAGCCUACCAAAGUCUAG